AUGGACAUAUGGACAUCCAUCACAAAAGAAUCAUAUUUAGGCAUCACUGCCCAUUACAUUAAUUCACAUUGGGAAAUGAAAAGGUUUUUACUUGAUAUUAUACCACUAACAGAAAGACAUACAUCUGAUUUGAUUAUAUCAGAAUUAAACAAGAUUCUUGAAGAUUUUAACAUGGGAGAUAGUGCAGCCAACAUGGUAUUCAUUGAAAUAAGAUCUAUUAUUGAGUGUUUAGUUAAUAAUAAUUAUGGAGAAUUGCAGGAUUUAUGUUUAACCACAUCAGAUUGGAAGCAUAUUGGAGAAUUAUACCAUAUCUUAGAACCAAUGUAUGAAGCAACCAAAUUAUUAUCAUCAUCUUCAUACCCAACAAUGGGUGAUGUAAGAUUAGCUUUUAUUGGUAUGUUCACCACACUAGACCAUUAUCUUGAUGCACAAUUACAACAAUCAAUGAUUGCAUCCUCAAUUUCAGUAAAACUUGAUGAAUAUUAG
Molecule: messenger RNA, 486 nt
Organism: Entrophospora candida
Lineage: Eukaryota; Fungi; Glomeromycota; Glomeromycetes; Entrophosporales; Entrophosporaceae
Source: the annotation of a GenBank genome assembly